CAGGAUGUGGGUGAACAUCUACUGCUGCCUGUUAGCUCUGAGCGGCCAUGCCACAGCAGGUUUAACCCGGGAAGUAGUUACAGAGGGGACGCAGCUCGCUGUGCGCUGUCCUUACUAUCUACAGGGUAAAGUGAGGUGGAGCAGAGAGAGUGGAGGAAGCACAGCUGACAUACUCACUGUUGAUGGAGACAGAAGUACAAAACACAUCAGUGAUCCACAGAAACGAUACGAUUCACAGGCUGACGGGUCUCUGAUCAUCCUCAGAGCUGCUCCCUCAGACUCUGGCAGAUACUUCUGUAAUAGUUACCUGGCAGAGGAGCUGACAGUGAUCCCAUCAGGAACAAUAAGACGCCGCGUUGAAGAGAGAGGCAACGUCUUACUGAGAUGUCCUGGUGAUGUUGGAAGAUCAGCUGUUCCAACAUGGAGACGAGACUCUGGAGAAAUAAAUGAAAGAAGGAUGUAUUUUUCCCGUAGAGACAAAACAUUAACAAUAAGAGAAGCUGAGCCUGCUGACUCUGGACUGUACUACUGUGGUGGGAAACCAGCUGCUUAUGUGACUGUGACCAAAGGACAGAGAUCUGACAGAGGUGAGACACACGAACCUCUGACCAUCAAACAUGAAGCCU
Haplochromis burtoni (Burton's mouthbrooder) is the source of this 626-nucleotide messenger RNA. RefSeq lists its product as uncharacterized. The annotation marks the transcript as partial. The transcript has 3 exons. NCBI's taxonomy places the organism in Eukaryota, Metazoa, Chordata, Actinopteri, Cichliformes, Cichlidae. The record is from RefSeq and is a predicted model, not a curated record.